GAAUACAGAUACCUAAAAAAUAAUAUUAUUGUCACAAUAUUACUAUUAGCGAUGGUCAUUGUCAAAAUGGAUGUCAUAACGCGACAUAAAAAUUGUUUAAUUGGUAUGUAACUUUUAUUAUCUGGAACUGAUAACUAGAUGCAAACGAUACUAGGCCCUAAUUAGUUUAAGUUAAUUGGGACUACUAGUUCAAUUAUUUCCUGCCUGCUGUCACUUGUCCCUAGUUAGUCCCUAGCCCUAGCCUGACCCUGAGAGUGAGACUGACACUGACACUUGAGUGGGCUCAGGAUUUGAGUGUGAAUCACUAGAUUUUACUUUUUACAAGUUUAUGAACUUUUUCUUUUUAGCCCUACCUAUAAUUUUCAUAAAAUCUACAUUAAUUGCUUAGUUAGAAUUAUACAUCAAUAACAACACAGACAAAUAGUAGACAAAUAUAAUUAUUAGUUGUAUUUAUUAUUAAGCCAGUCAAGUCAAUGAUCAACGUGACAACGUUGAAUGAAUUUGUAGUGAGUCUAUAAUCUAUGUAAUUUAGGGGAUAGAUUGCAAAAGUGUAGUUAGCAUAAUGGGUUUUGCUAAGCGUUGUCUUACCCUAAGCGCAGUGACAUCACUUUGGGGAAUACCAACAUAACAUAACACUGGACUGGUGAAUUCUGAAUAGACCAUUAAGUCCAAUAGUUGGUCCUAAACUAACUAAGUAUAACUUUCCCAUUCUUCACUGAGGAUUAUAACCUAAAUCUAAUGAUUUAUUCAGUUAAUAUGAUGAAAUAUAUUAAAAUGAAAAAUUUUAUAUUAAAAAAAAAAAAUUCAACUUACUAGUCUAGGUUCUAUGGACUGAAUAAGAGUAAGAGUCUCAUCCUUGAGGAUAUGUCAGAGGGAAAAAGACAUGCACUUUGAUAAAGGGCUGUCUUUUGAUUGGUUGAAAAAAAAGUAUCCAUAUGUCAUUAAGUCAUUACUUUCUAUCAUUUCACGGUGCCGUACAGUAAGUCCCUCUUUUCUCGCUUGAAAGACAAGAAUAAAAAAAUAACUUACUGGGGAGGGGAGACCCCUCUCCCAUUUUCAAGAUAAAGAAAUAAAAAAUUAGACCAAAAAUUUGUGAUCAGAGAAAUACAGAGCUACAAAUAUAAAUAUUUUGAAGACAGACUAUAGCUGGAAAUUGACCUGGGGAACCUGCAUGACCUAUAUACCAUGGAAGACAUGGCCAGCUUUACCCCUAGUACAACCUAGCUGACCAAUGCCUUUUUAUUUCAUUAUAAAUUAAAUAUAUUUCAUAGUCGUACUUAAUAUUGAUUUAAAAUUGAAUAAUUAAAAUAUUAAUCAGUUAUGUCCAUUGAGUUAACAAAGUAUAAUACCAUAUAGUAAGUACAGUAUAAUAAAUCAGUAGGUUUAAGACUUGCACCUCUGCUCUGAUUGUCCACUGUCCACUAAAAUAUUUUAUAAAUAUUAUAUAUUUUUAUUAUUAUUAUAUAUAUAUUACUAUUUUAGAGGUUAGAUAACAGAUCAUAUAAAUUCAUUAAAAAAAAAUAAAAACAUUGGCUAAAUUAAACUGUGACACGAACCAUCUCACAUUGUUAUUGAUUACUUUGAGAAGAAUAUUUAUUUAAUUAUUCAGGUCCAUGCUAAUUAUAUUUUGAAAGUAGUGAUAUGGGUAUGUAUAAUAAACCAAUAAUAAUAAAUAAUAUUAUGAAUCAUACAAAUACAAUAUACUAUGAUAAAGCAACAAUAUUUAUUAAGAUUUCUGUGCUCGAGACCUAUGCUGAAAAGUGGAAAAUGGUUGUAAAUGCGGAGAAGACUGUGUACUCAGUAUUUACAAAUGAGUGAAAAGCCCUCAAUGAGAAAAUCAUUUUACACAUCUGCGGGAAAAUGCUCAAAUGGGACAAGGCACCAACUGAUAUGGACCAAAACUGAAACUGGACCAAAAAAUCCAGCUAGAUAUUCCUAUUUGUGAAAUUAGUGCCCAAGCCUUGUGAAAAAACUAGCUAGCACGAUCUGGGUCGCUGAGGCAACCCUUCAAAGAAUGCUAUGUAUUAAGAGUGUAAGGGGCAUGAUUGAUUACAGCCUACCCAUCCAGGCCUUUGCUAACUGUACAGCUUUAGAGGGUCUGGACCACAUACAAAACCUAGCUUGCAGGUUCGUAUGCGGGGUGUUCUACAUUACACCCGCAGCUGCCGUAGAAAUCCUGUCUGAUGUUAAACUACUCAACAUUAGGAGAGACAAUGCUAAAUACAGCACACUCAUCAAGUACCCAAAGGAGGUACCUUCACCAGAGGAGAUUUCAGGGCUGAGUGGAAAGUAUAGCACAAGCCUUAAUGCAGAAAUCAAAGCUAUACUUAUGGCCUUGAAACAAAUGUGCCGCCAAUUAGCUUAAUGAAAACCAUUUCUGUCCUUGUAGUGUUUACAGGCUCACACUUCUUUCUCUGAGUAGAUGCUCAAUAGACACGAAAAUGGUCAAAGCCAUUCUGGAUGUAGUACGAGACAAAAAGUCACAUGGAGGCAGAGUAGUCCUUCAAUGGAUCCCUGGACACGCAGAACUAUCCCAAAAUUGCGACGCUGGUAGAUGCAGCACACCUGUAAUGUGCUUGCCAGGGUGAUGAAAGAUCGUUAGCUCUGCCCCAAUAAGAGAUUGAAUGUAUUAAGAUUUCUUUCAUUAUCUCAGGUUUGCCUUACUUUUUCUUUCUAUCACAUGAGAGAAAAGCGGUGUGACAUUUUCAUCAUUAGUCCCUUUGAUGAGUAAUCUAAUGAAUAUUUAUUACUAGGGCUUUCCGGGGGGGGGGGGGGGGGGGGUUUUUUUACACCGGGUCAGGGUAUUUUGAGAAAAUACCUGCUGGGUCCAAAGGUUACAAAAAAUAAAAUUUUAAUUCUCAUUUUCUAUAGUAUAUGCCGGCCUUUAUACAAUAGUCCUACUUUUAGUCAUUACGGUUAAUUUAAAACGUGUUCAGUAGGGGGGGAGGGCUGGUUGCUAUAAGGAAGCAGUCACACCAGAAGCAAAAUAUAUAUAAGAGAUAAUGGGUGGUUUCAGCGUAUCCUUCGAUAAAAUACUAAGAUUAAAAUGCUUGUUGUUCGAAAUUUAAAUAAGUCCCAAUAGGCUAUAUUUUAAAUAAAGGCAAAUAGUAAUCCACUCCAUUAGCAUGAAUGGAUGAAAUUCAUUGAUGUAUUUGAAUAUGACUUUUUUAAAGAAUAAACUCUUCUGUGUUUGAGUAGAUCUAAUUAGAAACACUCUCCCCAACUGUGAUAAAUGGCAAGGCAUGAAGUAAAUGUUUACUUUGUGUACAUAUAAUUAUUAUCCAAAUAUGUACCAGAAAAUCAAACAAACCAGAUUAGCUACCCCUGGUAUCGUCUUUUUAAAAAUAUGCAUUUUGAUCUCAACAAAAAUUUUGGAUUGUGAAUCUUGUCAAAACUUUUUCCUAAAGCAAUCUAGCACAAUUAAAACAUAAUGGAUCUAACAUUUUUUUCAGGCUACGAACAAUAACUUAAGCCAUCAAAAGAGAUUUCAGCGAAUAAUUUAUAAUGAUGUCAUCACGAAGUCCACCACAGACGGAUGCAGAACCGGAGCCUAUAAAAUGUAAUUUAUUUUAUUUUACAGGGCAAGCAGCUUUGAAGUCUUUUCAAAUUUCAAUUUAGUGGCAAAUAGUUCUAUAAUCAUAAUAUGUGGUACUGUCAACUAUAAAGAAGGUUAGGAUAACCUACCAUUGUACCUUGCACACUGCCAGAAUUAUGUGUACUGGGUACAGUUUGAAGCUUAGUAUUUCUGUCACAGAUUUAUCAACAAGAAGUUGAUAUAAAAUAUACACUGUUUAUCGAAUGUAUUGCUAUUGGAGAUAGGGUACAAAAAUUUGAAUGUGUGAAAAACUUAUUUGACAUGAUGGCUGUUGUUCAGCUGAAAAGUCAUUACAUUUCACAUGAAAUUCUUGUAUUCUUAAAGAAUAAAGUUAAGAGUAGCACAAUGCUAAGGACUAAAAUUAUAACCAAAAAAAAUAAUUUCAAAUUAACGGUAUAUUUAUUUCAAGUAAUAUUUAAAAUAAUACUUUAAAGUUAUCUUUAUUCUGAAUAUGUUAGGUUUUGAUUCCUGGCUAGAUGUUUGAUGGCUAAUUUUACUCUGUAUACCAUAUGAUUAAAUGAUUAAGUAAAAGCAGCUACAGUUGAAAAGGUUGGGCUAUAAAAAAAAAGUAUGGUUCACAAGUUAUCCACAUAGUUUGCAGUUCCACAUUCUAUCAUAAAUUUAAUUAUCGAAAAGUACAAUGAGUUAGAAAUAUAGUAAAGUGAUAGAAAUAUAAUCGAUAUACAAAAACAGAUAAAAUGAUUUUCUUUAUAUUUCUCAGUCUCAGAUCCCAUAGGAAUAAACAGAUCUAACAUCCAACCAUCCGGGAACAGUUUAUAUUCUUCAAGUGGUGGUAAAAACUGCAAGAGUUCAUCUUCAGUUGCUUCUCAUUCCUCUGGUUAUUCAAGUGUCUCUGAAAUUAAUUUAGUGUCUGCUUCAUAUUCUAAUAUACAAUCUGCAAGACCUUUUUCAGAUGAAAAUAAACUAUUGUAUUCUGAUUAUCUCCCAUAUUUUAAAGAUGAAAAAUUGAAGGAAGACAACUGUGAUAUUCUUAUUAUACAUGCUGAAAAGGACUUAACAGAAGCAAAACAAUUCAAAGAACAUCUGCAGAAAGAUAUUGUAUUGCAUGUUAACAAAAAGUCUUUGCGUCCAAGGGUAAAACUGUUACAAGAAUUUAUUGUAGGAUCCUCUUUUGAAUAUCUAGACUUUGCAUUUUCAAAAAGUCUUUACGUCUUUCUCUAUGUUACAAAAGAAUUUUGUGAUUGCACUUGGAGUUUGCUACAAGGCCAAGCUUGUCUUACAGAAGCGAUUCGUGAUCUAGAAAGAAAAUGGUGUGUGAUUCCUGUUCAUACAAGGUCAAGAAAAAACCAGAAUUAUAAACUUCCCAUGAUGCUCGGUAGUUUGCGACCAAUAAACUAUUGGAAAGAAGAUAUUGAUCAGUUUUAUACAGAGGGUGUUAGAAAACUUCUUGACUCUAAACUUGCUGUUCUUCUUCAUAGAGAUCAAAUGCUAGAAGAAGAUAGAUCCAAAUAUUUUGAACUCAACAAAGAACAAAUUUUACUAGAUUGUGCAUAUCAUCAGAAAAAGUCUUCUUAUUUUGAUGGUAACAGCUGUAGUUCAGUGAUGCACCCUAUCCAGGUUGAGGCUGAUCAUGUUUCCAAAUUAGUAUCUAUAUCAACAAAUGAAGCAACUUUUAAUCCAACUAAAAAAGAUUUGAUGGGAGCUACAGAUUCUGGAUUUGUUGAAGAGAGAGCGAAACAGAUAACUCUAAAUGAAAAUCAGACAAUUGAUUAUGGAAAUUCAUUGAAAGUCAGUUUUCAGAAUAAUGGGCCACUGCAAAAGCCUACAUCAUCAGAUGUGGAUUUAAGUAAUUCAAGUCAGCACUGUUCAUCCUCUGAUGUGAUUGGACCUUUAAGUACAGAAAAUAUAUCUCCAGAUACCAUCACUAACCUUUCUUCUUUAGCUAUCGAUGGCCCUGCCAACAUUGAAAUACAAUCGCCUGCCUCUAGGGUCAAAUCACCAAUCUCACAUGAAGGUUCCAGAACACAUUGUGUGCCAUCAGCUUCUAGUGGAGAGCCAGUUAAAAAUGCAGUUCCAUUAAACUUACCCCCUGGAGGUUACACACAUUCUGCUCUGUCAGUAAACACUUUCUCGUCAGGAGGAGCCCCUAACUUUUACCCAGUGCAAAUGAACUGUCCGCAGAUGGUCAUGGGUCUAAAUGGUGCAUUAUAUGUAACUACACAAUUUGGAUAUCACCUUGUCUCACCCCAUAUGCAUUCUAUGCAACCAGGGGUUGUAUCAAAUUCACAGCCUCUUCCCUAUCAUCUGCCUUUCCCAUAUAACCCUUACAUGAGUAUUCCAAAUCAACAACCUUCUUCACAGCCAUCUUAUUUUGCACUACAGCAUUCAAACCAAUUAAGUUCAACAUCCGAAAGUGCGCAAUCCUCAAUACAAGCCAAUGUCAGCUCCGUUCCAUCACAAUUUAUUUCAGGAUCUGUGGGUUAUAUUCCACCAAGCAUAACUCCAUCUGGGUUUUAUAACCCAUAUCAGACAACUACACCAUGGCAGCCGGGAAUAGUUAACCCUGGAUUCACUCAGCAUGAUAAUUCUGUUUUAUCAAACAGAGGAGAUUUUACAAACAUCAAGUCUCUUCUGGCACAACCAGCAGGGGGUACAAUGUCAGAGUUAAAUAGCCCAAAAGCAAAGACCAUCAGUGAACCUAUUCCAGUAGAUGCUGCUGGUGACAAGGCUUCAGACUCCUCCCCAAUAUCACCAAGUGCCGUCAUUGCUCCAGUGGUACAGCACAUACACCACCACCACCAUAAGAAAGAGAUCAGGGUGGAAAAUGCUACAAAUGUUCUAAUUGGAGACCAAUCAAAGUUUAUAAAUAAUUCAACUGUUCACAGUGUUCAUGCUGAAAUGGAACAUGAAAGUACUGAUGAGGAUGAAUCAUUUGAACAGCAUGGUACAGGGCUUAAAACUAACGCAUCCAGGUAAAUUAAGAAGUCUUAUAUAUCUUUAUUGCUACUUGAAAAGUAUCUAAUAAACAAUAGUGAAGAUAUUUUUUAAUGGAUUACAUUAUUUCAUAAAACUUUACAAAAUACGGUAUAGUAAUCAAAAUUGUCGUUUUACUUCUUUACUUUAAAUUUCCUAUCAGAUAAUAGAUAACUUGAAUCCUUGAUUACAGAAAAUUUAGACAUUUAUAUUUUAUGUUACGGUACCUCUUUAAUUUUAAAAGUAAUAUCAUUUAUAAUAUUUUGAAUUAUUUCUUUUUCAAAAUGCACAUUGGAAUAGGCUUGAAAGACCAAGUUCUCAAUCUGCAGAUUGUAUUCACAGUAUGUAUGGUACAAGUACUAAUAACUUAGUUUCUUUGCAUAUUUUAAUUUCUAGUACUCACUCAUAAAUUUUGGAAACAUAAUAAUAUUAUGGCUUUUAAACUUUUGUGGGAUUGAAUUAGAAUUCAUCAAAUGUAUACAUAUUUUUAGUUAAGUGUACCAGUACAUGGUUGAUGUUGAAUAAAUUACUGAAUGGUAAAGUAAGUUUAAUUUUUUGUACCGGUAAAGAUAUUUGGAAUUUUUUUGUGUUAAGUACAAAAAUAACCCCCAUUAUUUCACCAGAAAAAAUUCAUGAUUAUAGAAUGGUAUUUCAUUGAAAUGGAAAGAAAAAGUGAAGAAAAACAGAUCCCCAAAUAUUAAUAUAUAUUCAUUUUCUUCAUCAGGAGUAGAAACCUCUGUGAAAGAUCUUAAAAAAGAGCCAGUAGAACAAUCUGUGGGAUAUCCAGAAUGUCCUGAACCAGUGACAACAAGAGAACCUAUAGAAGCAUCAAAUGAUGAAGCUGAUGACAGCUCAUUAAUUGCUCAGCAGCAUCAGACGUAUGCAAAAGUGGUGUGAUUUAUGGUGUGGAAAAUUAUUAUAAGCUUUUUUUUCCUUUAUGAACUUUCUGAUUUCUCAGCUAGAUAGUAUCAAAUGUACUUGCCUACAGAGCAAAAAUUUCUAGCAAUUUUUAUUAGGGUAUUUAACUUUUUUGAUAAAUUGAAUACAACUUUAUUCAAUACUCUCAUCUGGUUUUAAAUUAAUUAGAAAGUGUCUCCUUGUUUUUUUUUAUUAAAACCUUCCAUGCAAAGCAGUGUCUCUCAAAUGAUGGUCCCCGGACUGGCACCAGUCCGCCAGCCUAACGCUGCCAGUACACACAACAUGAGUAGGUAGGAUCAAAUAAAAAGAUAUAAUUAAUAAAUAUGGCACCGGUCCCUGAUGGAAUUUUAAAAUGUGUCCACUGGCCGGCCAAACUUUUUAAAUGUUUGGGAAAUACUGCUGUUAAGUACAGUCAAGGGUAAAAUUUAAAAAAAAAAAAAAAAUGGUACUAGUACUAUUAAAGUUAAUUGUUGGGUUAAUCUGAAAGUUAUCUCUUUUGUGAUAUGCAUCUUCUGUAAUAUUUGUCUGAUAUUCACUGAUAAUUAUUUUAAAUGGUGCCGGUACUAAUUAUUUAUUUUGGUACGCUAAUAGUGUAUGACAUUUAACCAGAUUAUAUAAAGAACUGGUUGCAGCAAAAAAUCAGUUUGUUCCAAGUUCAUGUAUUUGAAAAUACUGGCAAUAUAAAAUAUAUACACUGUGCUAAACUCUCAGAAAAAAGUAGGACAUAAAUGGAGUGUAACUAAAAUUUGUAUGUUCUCAAAAAGAAAUGGAACAUAUAGAGGUACAGAUACCAUAAAAUAAAUGUUAAUAAAGUAAGCAACAUAGGUUGAUCUAGAAAUGAUCCACAGAUAGGAUUACAUAGUACAAAUGUUAGUGGGUGAAAUAAAGUUGGUAACUAAUGACAUUGUGUUUUGACUGGCAGUAUUGUCAACUUUUCUUACUCUUAAAUCUUAGAAUCAUUUUAAAGCUAUAAUUUUCUAUGUAAGUAUGUAAGUAGACCAGACUAUACAAAAUGCAUGGCUCUCACUCAAAAUCCUCCAAAGAAUUUAUUUAAGGUUUAGUUUCUGAAUUCAGUGACUAUAAACAAAAAUAACUACUGUGUUAAUUAUUUAAGGGGCUCUAAUCAUUUCUAAACCUUCGCUGCAUGGUAAUCAAUGGUAAUUAAAAUUUUUAAAAAAAUAUGUUAUGUAUAUAAAUUAUUCACUGAACAUAACAAUUUCUUAGUAAGUGUGCACCACUUUACAUACCACUGUACUCAAUAAAUUUAGUUAAAUGUAUUUUAUAUUUUGAGAUGAUCAGAAAACAGCAAUAUAUAUUUAUUUGUGGACUUCCUUUAUAAAUACAUUUCAUAAAUGUUUUAAGUUAUCAAGAUGUAAGACUAAUGCUAGAAAUUUGUUCAUGUGGGUAUACCCAUUACCUAUUGAUUACAGAAAUAUUUUUUUUUACAGGAUUUUUUGCAAAAUAAUUAUAUUAUAACAUACUUUUUAUGAUAUAGCUGUAAACUCAUGUUUUAAAUGGUGAUCACCUGAAGUUAAAAUCCUGUCCUGCUUGGGAUUGAAUCCCAAACAAGUACCUGUAUGAAAAAUCCACUUUUACUUUUACACUGCAAAGUUUAUAAUUGUGAUCAUGUGGUUGCCGAAUCAAGUUUACAUCUGUCAUCAACUUGUAGUACCGGUAGUUGUAACGUGCCAAAAGUAGCACCAGUGACAAACAAAUGUUAGAAAUUGGUGUGGUUAUCAUUUGUUUUGCUCAAAUAUGUGGGCUACUUUCAUAUUCUGUGACUGCUAACUAACUUGCAUGGAAAAUAGAAAUCUACCAGUAUCAUAGUUAUUAAAAAUGUAUACAAGUACACAGGGAGCAGGAUUUUUCUAAAUACAUAUUUUAGGAAUGUGCUGCCUUUAACUUUAAAAGAUACUGUAUUCAAAGUUUUAAUAGAGUAGAAUUAUAAUUGAUAAAAUAAUUUACUUGUAAUACCAGUAUUUAAUGCUUGAUACAGUAUUACUCAUGUUGGGCUUCAUUGUGUAGUCGAAGGGGAUUUUAAUUCAAACUUUGAAGUAAUAUGUUUUAAAAUCUUAAAUUGUCAAAAGUUUAAGUUUUUAUAGGAUUUUUAGCUAAAAUUAGAAAACUGUAGGUUUUGGCUACCGGUGCAUUAAAAAAAACCAACACAAUUGUUAAUCAAUUGUUGUUUUUUUCAUGUACCGUACAGAGUAUGAUAAUAUUUUAGUAAUGUAUUUCAGUAUUUUGAGGAUAUUGAUUGCCUG
This is a messenger RNA of Lymnaea stagnalis (great pond snail), 9708 nucleotides long. The record is from the annotation of a GenBank genome assembly. Lineage: Eukaryota; Metazoa; Mollusca; Gastropoda; Lymnaeidae.